GAAGAAUUGAAGGUUCAUGCAUGGGAGCGGCAGUGAGUUAAAGAAAGAAAGAAAGCCUCUUGGAAAAGCUUCAGUUUCCACACUGUUGUUAAUGCUGCAGAGAGAGCAUUCAUCUGUCAUUUAGAGUCACCCAAUUGUGCUGGCGCAACCACAUCUGCAAAGUUGGAGGCUUUAACAAAAAGGGGCAAAGCAGGCACUGAGCUGUGAGAAUCGUCUCCCCGCCAGAGGAAAUGGCAGAAGACAAAGAGAGAGAAUUCAUAGCUCCAGAUCUCCAGUUCCACGUAAAACUGGAACAAGGGGUGAAAAUGGAGAGGAAAGACCGAGGAGACCCCAAACUUGAGAUGGGAUCUGGAAAAGCCUUGCUUGGGGCUGCCCGGGCGGGACCCAUGGGGUGCGAGGGGCUGCUGCAGCUUUGGGAAACCCAGUGGCAGUCAUUUCUCAAGGCGAUGGAGUCGCCUCACUCUGGGACGGGGAUCCCACUUCUGCCAGAAGCUGCAUCCUGGGGGGGUGCAAAGCCUUUUCUGGCUCCCUACGAGGGAGACACUGUGGCCAGCCAGCUGUCUAGCAAAGGGUCUCUGAUGAGUCUCCAAGAAGCAGCCCAGCAGGGACAGGGGAAGGACAGCCUGAAAAGGAAGCGGCGCUGUGAGCAACUAAACGGAGACAGAGAGAGGGAGGAUGUGGAGGCACAGCGCCAGUGUUUUAGACAGUUCUGCUACUGUGAAGCUGAAGGUCCCCGAAUGGUUUUCAGCCAGCUAUGGGAACUUGGCUAUCAAUGGCUGAGGCCAGAGAGGCACACAAAAGAGGAGAUUCUGGAGCUGGUGAUUCUGGAGCAGUUCCUAGCCAUCUUGCCACAGCGAAUCCAGAACUGGGUGAAAGGGCAGGGCCCCCAGAGCUGUGCCCAAGCAGUGGCCCUGGCAGAGGGUUUCCUGUUGACGCAGAGGGAAGCCAGGAGAUGCGAACCUGCUGAGACUGAUUUGUUCCAGGAGGCGGUAGUGAAUUUCCCUUGUGAAGAAGGGGCUGCUCCGGGCAAUGCACAGAGGCAGACAUGGAGUGUGGUGAAACAAGAGAACGAAGGAAAUCUCACCUUGAUGGAUAAGAGAUUCCUGAGGAAGGAGGAAGCUGACAGUCAGGAACAUUCUGAGCAAGAUGGACCACAUGGGGUGUCAGAGGAAAGAGCCACAGAGAAUGGCAUCAAGUCUUAUAAGCAGUCUGUGGGUCUACAUAGUAUGUGGAUGCAACAGGGGACCUGCCCAGAGAAAAGAACAGAUAAAUCCAUUACUAGUAGGGGGAGCUAUCAAGGUUUGAAUGAAAUGACAUCAGAAAAAAUGACCUCAGGUGAAUACAAUCAGAGAUCAAACUUCAUGACACAUGAGAGAACCAGCAUUAGUGCGAAACCAUACCAGUGCUCGGACUGUGGAAAGUCUUUUCGUAUGAAGGAUAAACUGAUAAGACAUCAAAAAACCCACACAGGAGAGAAACCGUACAAGUGUUUAGAUUGUGGUAAAUAUUUUAGUACCAAGUAUGGGGUCUUCAGGCAUUAUCAAAUCCACAAGGGUGAGAAACCAUAUGAAUGCUUGUACUGCGGGAAGUUUUUCCGGAUGAACUAUGACCUCGUUAGGCAUCACAGGAUCCACACAGGGGAGAAACCAUUCAAAUGCUCAGAGUGUGGGAAAUCCUUCAGCAUGAACUCUGACCUCGUUCGGCAUCAGCGAAUCCACACGGGGGAGAAACCGUUUGAAUGCUCAGACUGCGGGAAGACCUUCAGUGCAAAAGGCAGCCUUGCUGCCCAUGUCAGGAUCCACAGGGGGCUUAAACCAUACACAUCUGAUACAGAAGGACCUGUUUUCCAGACCAGUCUCCAGGCAGCAUCUUGACUUCUCUGAUACAGCUAACCUUCCUUACCAACUGGGACCACGAAGAGCAGGGAAGAGUGGCUACCUGAGAGCAGAGCCCUCUGGAUUCCCAGCGGAGCAAAGUUCCUCGAUUCCAUUGUGUGAACCAUCCCAGAAAUGCACUGCGCUCGCAUGGCAUACUGUCUUUAUUGGGGGGAGAGGCAAGUCUCCCCAUUGGCACCCAGACUUUGUUGCACUAUAAUGUAGACUUUCAAGAGCAGUGAUUGACUUUUCCCUUUGGACAGUAAAUCUCAGCAAUUUGUAUGGAACUGGUAUGGCACAGAGCUUAGAGUGUCAGACUAGGGUGGGGGAUGUGUAGAUUCAAAUACUCACUCUGUUAUAAAGCCCAUGGAAUGAACAGAGAGCCAGCAGGGUGUAGUAGUUAGAAUGUCAGAGUAGGAUCUAGGAGAACUAGGUUCGAAUCCUUGCUCUGCCAUGGAAGCUUGCUGGGUGACCUUAAGCCAGUCACACACAAACAGCCUAACCUACCUCACAGAGUUGCUGGAAGGGUAAAACGGAGGAGGGGAAUUAUGUAAGCCCCCUUGGGUCCCCACUGAGAAGAAAAAGUGAGGGGUAUAAAUACAGUAAAUAAAAUAAAACUUAGGCUGGUCACUCACUCUCAGGUUAUCCUACCAUGCAAGUCAAGGCUAAAAAAGAGCAAAGGAGAAUGCCAUUUUGAGGAAGGAUGGGGGGAAAUGUGAUAGGUUUGGAAAGUACAGGGGUCCGUUGAACAUACACACAUGAAUACUGAGGUUUGCCAGCUCCGGCCUUGGAAAUCCCUGGAGAUUUGGUGGCGGUGCCUGUGGAGUGGGGGGAGGGUUAGGAAGGGAUUUCAUCUAGAGGCAAUGGCACACAGUAGAGUCUGCCUUCUGAAACAGGGAACUGAUCUCUGUAUCCUGAAGAUCAGUUGUAAUUUUGGGAAAUCUCCAGGCUCUACAUGAACAUAUAUUAAGCUGCCUUAUACUGAAUAAGACUCUUGCUCCUCAGGCAGACAGCAGCUCUCCAGGGUCUUAGGAAGAGGUUUUUCACAUCAGCUACCAACUGAUUUUUUAAAAACUGGAAAUGCCAGAGAUUGAACAUGAGGCCUUGUGCGUGCAAAGCAGGUACUCUACUUCUGAGCCAUAGCCACUGUCCUAUAUUUAUUGAAUGCUUAGGCUUAACAUACUUCCUUUUGCUAGUCAUCUUUCCCCCAUUUCCCUCUCAGUUGUUUGACAGGGCCCUCUGCAGCACUGUCAAACCUGAGCAUGACAUGUUGUAUACGUGCGUUCUCUUCAGUGGCCCCACCCAGUAGAACAGCCCACCUGAG
Eublepharis macularius is the source of this 3198-nucleotide messenger RNA. RefSeq names its product zinc finger and SCAN domain-containing protein 31-like. NCBI's taxonomy places the organism in Eukaryota, Metazoa, Chordata, Lepidosauria, Squamata, Eublepharidae. Gene Ontology annotation, molecular function: RNA polymerase II cis-regulatory region sequence-specific DNA binding; DNA-binding transcription factor activity, RNA polymerase II-specific. Bases 231 to 1874 code for a protein of 547 amino acids. The transcript is spliced from 5 exons. Gene Ontology annotation, biological process: regulation of transcription by RNA polymerase II. The record is from RefSeq and is a predicted model, not a curated record.